This is a messenger RNA of Ctenopharyngodon idella (grass carp), 1854 nucleotides long. It is a transcript of the gene trnau1apb, whose product is annotated as tRNA selenocysteine 1 associated protein 1b. NCBI's taxonomy places the organism in Eukaryota, Metazoa, Chordata, Actinopteri, Cypriniformes, Xenocyprididae. Gene Ontology annotation, molecular function: RNA binding. The record is from RefSeq and is a predicted model, not a curated record. Bases 197 to 1201 code for a protein of 334 amino acids. The transcript has 10 exons.
ACCCUAAGUGAACCAAAUAGACAGACUGCCAGGAGGGAUUGAACUCACUGGAUCUGAGAGCUGCGCGGCCGGAAGCGGAAGUGUGUCUUCAGUAAACGUUCUGCUAGCGUAGCUUUACGUACCACCAGGCAAACUCGGCAGCCAACUGUCGUUUAAUUUCACAAACAUUUGAGGUACAACAACUUUAGCCGCCAAGAUGUUUAACAGAAUGACAAGCUUAUGGAUGGGUGAUUUAGACCCAUACAUGGAUGAAAACUUCAUUAAGCAAGCAUUCAGCACUAUGGGAGAGACUGCCUAUGGUGUCAAAAUUAUUACACAUCGUGUUACUGGAGGCUCUGCUGGAUACUGUUUUGUGGAGAUGGCAGACGAGGCCAGCGUUGAUCGUUGUGUGCAGAGGCUUAAUGGGAAGCUGGUUCCAGGAUCUAAUCCGCCCAGGAAGUUCAAGCUAAACUAUGCAACAUAUGGGAAAAGGCCAGAGCCUGGGGACGCUGAAAAGGACAAAGGCAGAUGUUUCUUCAGCAACAACCCAGAAUUCUCUGUCUUUGUUGGAGAUCUCACAUCAGAAGUGGAUGACUACCAGCUUCAUCAGUUCUUUCUGAAAAAAUUCCCUUCAUGCAAAGGAGCCAAAGUUGUCACUGAUCCCUAUGGGAAUUCCAGGGGUUAUGGCUUUGUGAAGUUUAGCGAUGAGAACGAGCAGAAGAAAGCCCUUGAGGAGUUUCAGAACGCAUCAGGCCUAGGAGGAAAAUCCAUCAGGAUAAGCAUCGCCGUCAACAAAGGCAACAAAUCAAGCAGUUACCACAACCAGAAUAACAGCUACAACAGCAACUAUCAACAGCAGUACUAUCAACAGCCCUACAGCAGUUACUAUCCAGGGUGGGGCUAUGAUCAGUACAGCAGUUACAACUACGGAUAUAACCCUUAUGCAACCCCCCCGCCAGUUCCUCACGGGAUGAUGGGAGUGCCUCCACCCAUGGGGGUGCCCCCCAUGACCUCUGACAUGCAGGGAUCCACAGAGUCCAAUGAUGGCACUGAGGAUGUUGAGGAGGACCCUGCAGAAGACCCUAACCUACAGGUGGAUGUGGAUGCACUAAAUAAGCAAUACAUGGAACGCAGCGAGGAGCUUUAUGAUUCACUCAUGGAUUGCCACUGGCUGCCAUUGGACAGUGUCACAUCUGAAAUUCCUAUGAUGAACGGUUCCUGACUGUCUGUACCAACCACCGCCCAGGAUUAUUAUACUUUGUGAAGGAACAUGCCUUUUUAUAAUGCUCUGAGCAAGUUUUCAGAGAAUGUUUUUUCUCCUUUUCAGCCUUUUAUUUGAAGUUUCAUCCCAGCAGGCAAGGCGUUUUUCUUCGUUUCAAAGUUGGGUAGUUCAAGGUUUUGUUGAACAGGGUUUUUUUUUUUAAGAUAAGUGGAAAGAAUCCACUUCAUUACCAUUGUCAUUUUUAACUGGGAGCUAUUCCUACUCUUGCCUUAUUAAACUUUUCCAUUAGAAAUUUGAAGCAUGCUUUGUUGGUACUAUAACUAAACUUGUGUGGUCCAAAUUAGCAUUUAUAUCUCUUAAAAUAUACCCCAUUUUGUCUGUCAUGAGACCACUGAUGUUUUUUGUAAGCUUUGUUCAGGAGAUGGGUCAUUUUUAGCAAUGUUUGCAAAGCGAGACAACUGCGAAAAAAUGAAUGCAACACUGACCCAGAAUUAAUCUCUGUCUGUCCUUAAAUUACAUAUGCGUUUGAGCAUAAUUGAAUCACAAGUUUUUUAUUUAAAGCUGAGAUUUUCAGAAAUUCUUUGAGUAUUUUUGUAAUAAAAAACAAAUGGAGAUUGUCAAGGAUGAACCUAAUAAAUUACUGUGAUGUCUCA